Molecule: messenger RNA, 1529 nt
Organism: Polypterus senegalus (gray bichir)
Lineage: Eukaryota; Metazoa; Chordata; Cladistia; Polypteriformes; Polypteridae
Product: gastrula zinc finger protein XlCGF49.1-like
Exons: 1
Coding region: 85-822 (245 amino acids)
Source: RefSeq, a predicted model, not a curated record
CAGGACAAUGGCAGUUUCUCCCCGUCUUCAUUUGCUCAGCCCUCUCUUCAGUACAGACUGCAGCACAAACAUGACAAUGAGAAGAUGAUGAAAUCAACAAGUAAAUCACACAAUUUGACCCAAGACUCUUUGCAGUGUUGUUCUCCUUCUGUUGUCAGAAGAAAAAGGACUGAAGCAUUCGACACUGAUCAGCACAUGCAGAAGCACAUCAUCCACUCUGAAAAGAAACUCUAUUGCUGUUCCGAAUGUGGCAAACGUUUCUCACGACGAAGCCAUCUUCAGCGCCACAAGAAAAUCCACACUGGAGAGAAACCUUAUUGCUGUUCUGAAUGUGGGAAACGAUUCUCUGAAAGCAGCAAUCUUCAACAGCACAAACGGAUUCAUACUGGAGAAAAGCCAUUUGGCUGUACUGAAUGUGGCAAACAAUUUUCACACGUGAGCUAUCUUCAUAGGCACACGAGAAUUCACGUUGGAGAGAAACCCCAUUGCUGUCCAGAAUGUGGCAAACGAUUCUCUGACAGCAGCACACUUCGACAGCACACACGCAUUCAUACAGGAGAGAAGCCAUUCGGGUGUUCUGAAUGUGGGAAACAAUUCUCACAAUUAAGUCAUCUUCAGAUCCACACAAGAAUCCACACUGGAGAGAAGCCCCAUUGCUGUCCAGAAUGUGGCAAGCGAUUUACACAAGUAAGCAAUUUUCAAAGCCACAGAAAGAUCCACACUGAAGAAAACCCUUACUGUAGUUCUGAGUGUGGCAAAGAAUUUCUCAAAAGUAACAGCCUUCAAAAACACCUAAUAAUUCACACAGGAGAGAAAGUGUGAAAGUGCCUGUUGUGCUCCAUUCAAAAGGGACUAAUAAAUGGAAACGUUCAGGGCCAUUUUAGUAACUCACCGAUUAAUAUAUAGCUCUGUAUGAAUAACAGAAAGAAACAUUAAUAGAUAGAUGCUUUAUUAAUCCCAAGGGGACAUUCACAUACUCCAGCAGCAGCAUACUGAUCCACAUAAAAGAAAGUGAUAGGAGUGAUCUGUAACAUAGAGAAAAAGGUACAAAAAUAAAGUAUCAAUACAGGUGCUGCACCAGGCUCACUGCCAACUUAUCAGAUCCGAGAUAAAAAUCCAUACAACUGAACUGCCUUGACUAAAGAGUGAGGUUCACUCCUGCUUUGAUAAAAAACACACCAAGAAGAUUUGGAGAAAUUAACCUCAUUGCUGGCGCGAUUGUGGUAAACGAUUCUCACCAAUAAGCUACCUUCAAAGCCACAAAAGAAUCCACACUGGAUUGAGGAUGAGGAUGGAGAGUGAAGGAUAAGGUAAUGGAGGAGGAAGUGAAGCUGUAACUCUCCAACCUACUGUGCUCAAGCCUUGUGGCGUAUCUUCACAUAGUGGCCUUCCCAGCACAAGAUGUACUGCGAAUAGCCAAAACCACUCUUUAUAGGGUGGUCCAGAUCUAAUUAUGCAAUUUUCAUUAUGCUGUAACUUAUUAAGUUUAUUGCAUAGAAAAUCACCCGAAAAAUCCCGGACCAUCGAGA